Molecule: messenger RNA, 1903 nt
Organism: Carlito syrichta (Philippine tarsier)
Lineage: Eukaryota; Metazoa; Chordata; Mammalia; Primates; Tarsiidae
Gene: BRIX1
Product: BRX1, biogenesis of ribosomes
Exons: 10
Coding region: 22-1080 (352 amino acids)
Biological process (GO): ribosomal large subunit assembly; rRNA processing
Cellular component (GO): nucleolus
Molecular function (GO): rRNA binding
Source: RefSeq, a predicted model, not a curated record
GAGCGAAGGCGGUGAGGCAAGAUGGCGGCAGCCAAGAGGAAACGGCGUGGAGAUUUGGCGGUUCAGGCGAAGAAGCCAAAACGAAGCAAAAAAAAUGCUGGGGCCCCCGCUGAACAACUCGACAUCGCAAAGGAGGAGGAAGAAGACAGAAACCGUAUCCCAGGCCCCGUAUGCAAGGGCAAGUGGAAGAAUAAAGAACGGAUUCUCAUCUUUUCUUCUAGAGGAAUAAAUUUCAGAACAAGACAUUUAAUGCAGGACUUGAGAACACUGAUGCCUCAUUCUAAAGCAGAUACUAAAAUGGAUCGAAAAGAUAAAUUAUUUGUGAUUAACGAGGUUUGUGAAAUGAAAAACUGCAAUAAAUGCAUCUAUUUUGAAGCUAAGAAAAAACAGGAUCUCUAUAUGUGGCUUUCAAACUCACCUCAUGGACCAUCUGCUAAAUUCCUUGUUCAAAAUAUUCAUACCUUAGCUGAACUGAAGAUGACUGGAAACUGUUUGAAAGGUUCUCGGCCCCUUUUGUCUUUUGACCCUGCUUUUGAUGAAUUACCACAUUAUGCUUUGUUAAAAGAACUCUUAAUUCAGAUCUUUAGUACACCACGGUAUCAUCCCAAAAGCCAACCAUUUGUGGACCAUGUAUUUACUUUCACCAUUUUGGAUAACAGGAUAUGGUUUAGGAACUUUCAGAUCAUAGAAGAGGAUGCUGCUCUUGUAGAAAUAGGACCUCGUUUUGUCUUAAAUCUAAUAAAGAUUUUCCAAGGAAGUUUUGGAGGACCAACUUUAUAUGAAAAUCCUCAUUACCAGUCACCAAACAUGCAUCGGCGUAUCAUAAGAUCCAUCACAGCUGCAAAAUACAGAGAGAAACAGCAAGUGAAAGACGUACAGAAACUGAGAAAGAAAGAGCCAAAGACUCUUGUUCCACAUGAUCCCACCGCAGAUGUUUUUGUUAUACCAGCUGAGGAAAAACCGAUAGAAAUACAGUGGGUAAAACCAGAGCCAAAAGUUGAUUUGAAAGCAAGAAAGAAAAGGAUUUAUAAAAGGCAAAGAAAAAUACAACAGAAGGCGGCCAACAGGAAAGCAAAAUGAAUCAAUGAAUAAUUUGUUUUCAGUUACCUUAUAUUUAUAUAAUUUCUUACUCAGUGUGUAAGUACUUUUAUGUCUAAUUAGUGCAGGAUUUCAAAGAAGGAAACAUUAAAAUCUUAAUAUCAGUGACUAUCUUUCUAAAUAAAAUACCACCAGGAUUUAUCGGUUAAUUUCUCGCUUUCUGUUCAAAAUUUCUUUGGUAUUACUAAAAUUUAGCACACUUAAAGGGUUAGGCCUGCUCUCUUGGAUUAGAAUUUUUGGAUUAGCAAACCUGAAAUUCAAACAUUUGUUGGGUCAUUAUUGUAAAACAAAGCAUUAGGCAUAUGUAGUUUGUGGAUGGUAAAGUAGGGGAAUAAGGAAAGCAUGUCACUGAGCUUUGACUUCCUGAGUCACCAGUUAAUGGAGCCAUGGAAAAGCCAACCUGUGAUAUUUUCUUACUUCAGAAAAGAGUACAUUAAAAUGUGUUGGUUUUGACAGUCACAUGAGUUAAUGCCUGUGUUGAAAGCAUUUUGUAGAUUACAAAUUUAUUUUAGGAGUAGUGAAUAUAGAUAGAUUACUUAUUUUAAAAACUAAUCGUAAAAGGAGGAAAUAUAGGACAGUUGUUCUAAAGGGUCCCAAGAACAUUUGAAUUUCUCCCCUCAUGAAAUAACUGUUUAAUGUGCAAGUGCAGCAACAGGCUUAAGAUCCUGUAGGUCAGUUAGUAACAGGAAAAAAAGAUUCUGGGUACCAGUGACCAUGGAGGUUGGUUACUGCUGAGAUAGACAGAUAUAAAUACUAUAAUAUGUACGAUGCAUCUAAUAAAAUUACACGUGCUGUUUUGUCACCU